AUCUGGGGGUUCUUUCUUUGAACUUUUUAAUGACACGCGAAAAAAAGCUGGAAAACUGUUAUUUUUUCUUGAUAUAUGGAUAAUCGUUCACAUUACCAUGAUCGCAAUUGGCUCAUUGCACUUGAAUCAAUGUUCAGCAGAAAAAUUUAUACCGAUAUAUCUCAUUGUUGGGGGAGUAUUUGGCAUAGCAAAAAAUGUAUUAAAUAUAGUUCAGCACUUUCGAAAGACGGAUGAUGAAGAAUUUAACGUUUUUUACUUAGAUAAAAUACUUAAUGCAUUUUUAUUUUGCUGGUUUAUUGCAGGUUGUGUUUGGAUAUACAAAGCGUACAAACCCGAAUUCAACGAUACCAGCGAUGCUAAAUAUUGCAAUAAAGUAUUGUAUCUGUUUGCAUUUUGGUUAACGAAUAUCACAUUGUUUUUAAUGGUUUUCUCAGUUGUUUUAUGUUGCGCUUAUGUGGGAUGUUUAUUCUGUAGAAAGAAUUAAAUAUACCAUUUAAAACUUCUUAAAUUUCUUAAUUAACAUUAAGAUUUAAGAAAAC
Molecule: messenger RNA, 539 nt
Organism: Centruroides sculpturatus (bark scorpion)
Lineage: Eukaryota; Metazoa; Arthropoda; Arachnida; Scorpiones; Buthidae
Exons: 4
Coding region: 98-484 (128 amino acids)
Source: RefSeq, a predicted model, not a curated record